UCUCAGUCAUAAUCCUUGAACAACUAUGGAAGAUUCAUAUCUUUUUCAAUUGCCAGCAUUAAAAUAUCUAGACAUGGGAGCAACACAAGUGUCGCUUGGACCAGUCCAAAACAUCCUCAUGAUGACUCUUGAAUUGGAAAAACUGAUAUUACCUAGGCAUCUCACCUGCUGCCUCUGCCAAUUUAAGAAUAAAAUAGACUCUGUCUGCAAAGUAGUCAAACUACAUUGUGAAUGUACCAGCAGUACACACUGCGGUGAGUCUGAAUUGCCUGCUGAUAGCUUUUUAAUUUGUUUCAUUUUAACUUUAAUCACUAAUGGUCCAUUUUAAACUGAUUAUGCAGUUGCAUUAUUUUUAUUCAGAGUUCAACUCCCUAUAUUUCUAAGAAUGAUUUCCCUUGGUAAAGUCAGAAUCUCAGUCACAUCAUUACCUUA
This is a messenger RNA of Sorex araneus (European shrew), 432 nucleotides long. RefSeq names its product leucine-rich repeat-containing protein 37B-like. The coding region runs from base 26 to 328 and encodes 100 amino acids. The transcript is spliced from 3 exons. NCBI's taxonomy places the organism in Eukaryota, Metazoa, Chordata, Mammalia, Eulipotyphla, Soricidae. The record is from RefSeq and is a predicted model, not a curated record.